AUGGAUAUGAAGAUGCGACCAACAACAAGUAACAACCUGGAGUCAGGCGAUCCAUACUGCUGUUUAGCCGAAGUUCUAGGGGAACAAACGGGCGAAGUCCGUCCCCGAGUAUGGCUUCAUCGUCCAAAUAGGGCCAAUUUGCAACUGAAUCGCAGUGCACCUCGAGAAUCGGGGGGGCAAUUUAAGAAGCAGUAUGCCCAGUUUGCAUUGGACAUCAUUCACACCGGCUCAGAGACCCGGGUUCGGUUGCAAUUGACGGUUGACGAUGGACGUGCGAUGCUGGUUGGCGAUGUUGACCAUUUAGUUUCUGUCGCCGGUCGCCGCCCGCUUGUUUCUCAACCGCAAAACUCAUCCACGAACAGCCUCUCUGCCUCCGUCGCCGUCGUUUCAGAAGAACAAACAAACCCAUUUCCAGCUGUCCCAGGAAAGACUCUCCAGUUCAUAUUGAUAGCCAUGUCUCGCGAAGCCUACCAAGUCCCUUCCUUCGACAACCAGCAGCCCCAGUUUUCCGCUGGUGCUGGCUCUGCGCCCACCAAUGCGAACGACGAGCUCCUCUCCGUCAUCUAUGUCUGCGGCGACUGCAGCGCUCGUGUGCAAAUGAAGCGUGGAGAUCAGAUUCGGUGCAAAGAGUGUGGGCACCGGGUGUUAUAUAAGGAGAGAACAAAGAGGAUGGUCCAGUUCCAAGCCCGAUGAUGCCCCGAUUACACGCUAAGAAGGCCUUAACUGCUUUUGCGUCGAUAAAACUUGUCCUUUCCCUUUUUACAACGAGCAUUUGCAAGGCGCUAUGGAGUGUUAAUAUUAGAUGUUUCUAAUCCCGAAAACCCAAAUACAUGUUGAGAUGUCCAAUUUCGCUUUUACCCUCGGGGGCACGAUGUGUCCCAACCCCAAAAUCCUUCUAACUGUGUACUCUGCAUGAGAGUUGGAAAUGAAGAUGUCGGAGCUUAUUA
Messenger RNA from Coccidioides immitis RS, 947 nucleotides. RefSeq names its product metallothionein-I transcription activator. Gene Ontology annotation, biological process: DNA-templated transcription. Gene Ontology annotation, molecular function: DNA-directed RNA polymerase activity; zinc ion binding; DNA binding. The transcript has 4 exons. Lineage: Eukaryota; Fungi; Ascomycota; Eurotiomycetes; Onygenales; Onygenaceae. Gene Ontology annotation, cellular component: RNA polymerase II, core complex; RNA polymerase I complex; RNA polymerase III complex. The record is from RefSeq and is a predicted model, not a curated record. The coding region runs from base 1 to 693 and encodes 230 amino acids.